AUGGCGACUGGCAACGUCACCCACGAACGACGAAUCGCAGAAGUGAAACAUCACAAAUACACGUAUCACGAACGGACUGCCAAACGUCGACGUCGACGAUUGGCACCAAGGAAACGCCCGACGCGACGAGACGCAACACUUCUCGGCGCGAUAUCGCGCGGGACAGUUGCAGCUUUUAAAGCCAAAACCGGACUAGAAGUACAGUUAUGUGAUAACCGUGAUCCUACUCGAAUAUUUGGAGACAUACUCAAAACCGACACCUUAGAUAUUUGA
Molecule: messenger RNA, 273 nt
Organism: Angiostrongylus costaricensis
Lineage: Eukaryota; Metazoa; Nematoda; Chromadorea; Rhabditida; Metastrongylidae
Source: the annotation of a GenBank genome assembly